Messenger RNA from Ilex paraguariensis (yerba mate), 786 nucleotides. The record is from the annotation of a GenBank genome assembly. Lineage: Eukaryota; Viridiplantae; Streptophyta; Magnoliopsida; Aquifoliales; Aquifoliaceae.
AUGGCUUUGGUAGACAAUAACAGCGCCAUUCUUGAAAAUCCAAAUAAUAAUCACUCUGUGUGGAGUACUGACAAUGGGUUCCCGAGCUGCCGCAGAAGAAGAAGAUCAUUAUCGUACCAGAUAGUUGCCUCGUUCCUUGGUGUUUCGUCGGUGUUUGGCGCAUUCCUCGCAACUCUAGACAUUGUGGGUUUUAUUCACAAUAGGCAAUCAAGCUUAGAGUAUCUUACAAUUAAUGGGAUCUAUGACUUUUGGAAUUGGUUUGAUGAUCAGACCUGGUAUCUGCUUGGGCGUGUGAUUGGUGGAACUGUUUACCCUGGAUUGACGAGCGGUUUACUGGAUACUGAAUUCUUUAAACAUUCCUCUAUCUGUAGAGACUGUGUAUUUACUGCUCCAACAUUCUCUGGUAUUGCUGCUUGGGCUACUUUCCUUUUGACGAAGGAAGUUAAAGGCACCGGUGCUGGACUGACUGCAGCAGCUCUUUUGGCCAUGGUUCCAUCCUAUAUAUCUCGCUCUGUGGCUGGCAGUUAUGACAAUGAAGCUGUUGCUAUAUUUGCUUUGAUCUUCACUUUUUAUCUCUAUAUAAAGGUUGAUCAUUUUUUAUGGAUCUUUAUUGAAAUUUUACUGAUGGAUUGUGAUUUGUAUAACGAACCAUUUCCUGACUAUGAUUACUCAUUAUCUGCGGACACUGAACACUGGAUCCCUCUUUUAUGCUACUUUAAAUGCGAUAGAAUACUUUUACUGGUCACUAUUCCUCUCGGCUGUACAUUGCAUAUGCUCCACUUGUAA